Molecule: messenger RNA, 1410 nt
Organism: Arachis stenosperma
Lineage: Eukaryota; Viridiplantae; Streptophyta; Magnoliopsida; Fabales; Fabaceae
Exons: 10
Coding region: 1-1410 (469 amino acids)
Biological process (GO): DNA recombination; DNA repair; DNA replication
Cellular component (GO): nucleus
Molecular function (GO): DNA binding
Source: RefSeq, a predicted model, not a curated record
AUGGAAGAAAUAUAUGAUUUCUUUGCUAAUGUGAAGGCGAAAAAGCAAGCAUGGAACUUUAAGGCAUAUAUCGUUAGAAAAUGGAAAGUUCCUAGCAAGUUUAACCAGAAGGAGAUUUUCUCCAUUGAAAUGGUACUUCAAGAUAGCAAGGGGUCAAGGAUGCAUGCCUCAGUUCCUACGGCUAUUGUUAAGAAAUGGAGUCAUGUCAUAACUGAGUUUCAAAUGUACACCAUGAGCAACUUUGUUGUUCUGCACAGCAAAAAUAAGAAGACGAGCCACUUUAAGUGGAUCUUGAUUUUUACCUAUAGGACGGUUGUGAAUCAUGUCCAAAACCCAAGUUUUCCUCUGGUCGCAUGGCACCUUAAGUCCAUUGCAGAGCUGUUGACAGCUGAGAAGGUCGACGACUCUGAACUAUUCGGUACCACGUCGAUGCAGAGCCAUUUUUAUGUAUCAAAGCUACAUUUUGACCCUGAAAUUAAAGAAGUUGCUGUGUUUAGAAGCAGGAUGUUAUGUGGUGCACCAUUCAGUUCUCCUAGGAUCAGUCAAGUAUCUUCGCAAGGCCGGUGGUCAGGUGUUGAGGAUCUAAACCAGGGAUCUGUAGUUGCAAAGACCAUCGAGGAAGUUUUGAACUCUUCUGAGACAUAUACUAAUGUUAAUAAAUUGCCCAUGGAAGGUCCCGUCUGGAUUAUUGCAACUGUAGUCUCUAUAAAUGCAAGCAAGAGCGAUUGGUACUACAAGUCAUGUAGGAGGUGCCCAAAGAAAAUUGACAUUCCUAUUGGGGAAAGAUAUGAAUGCACUAAGUGUGGACGCACACAUGGAUGUGCCGCUAUUAAAUACAAACUUGAGGUAAUGGUAUGUGAUGGAACAGGGAGCAUGACUUUGUUAUUGUGGGACAGGGAAACAACACAAUUGGCUGGAAAGAUUGCUGAAAAAAUUGUGGAUGAGGAGGUUGGUAAUGAAGAAUACCCUCCCACCCUCGAUAAUAUCAUGGAUAAGAAGGCACUAUUUAAGAUAAAUGUUAAAAUGGCAAACAUCAAGCAAUACGAUCAAGUUUACACGGUUAGCAAGGUAUGCGAUGAUGAGGAGCUUGUGGAGAAGAACAUGCCCAAAAAAAUGCAGACCAAUCCAUCCACAAACAUCACAAAAAAUGGCUACAGCAACUCAGUGGAUAUGUCAGGCCAUGUUGUCAACCUUGAAACUGAUACUGAUCCUCAUUUUAGCAUGGAUGGCCUUGAAGAUAGCGUGUCAAGUGGCAAGUGUAAAACUCCAGCUAAAAGUGCUUCCAGUGGGAUAAACGAUGCUGUGAAAAGCUUGCCUCAACAUGAAGAAGAAGGUCAAUUUUUCACUAAUCGUUUCAGUAGGAGAGUUGGAAAAAAACAGAAGAUUCAGUUAAUUGAUGAGGAAAGCUAA